AUGAAGCUGCACCUAAAUCACUCUUCAAAAGAUCCAACUUCUCUGCAGUCCCCUCUCCCAGCCAUUCGCUGCAUCUUCGCUAAUAGCCAAAAACGAGCGUCGCCAGUCGAGGGCGGGCGGCUGCCGCCUCGCCGGCUGGAGCAGCACGGGCGUAAACAGCAGCAAGUGCUGCUGCAGCUGCUGCAGCUGCUGCAGCGUGGCAGGGAAAGAGGCAGCACGGCCGCGGGCUGCGGCGCACCAGCGGCUGCUGCAGGCUGUGGGGAGUGGAGAGACAGGGCGUGGGCCGGGGUUGUUUGGGCUGAGGUGUACGUACACCUGGAGCCGCCGGUGCUGCAGGGCCUCGGAAAAGAAGGCCGGGGGGAAGAGCGGGCAGCAGCGAAGGAGCUGCAGCAGCACUGUCUGGAGGCGAGGCGUGCUGCAGCAGAUUUUCGCGGGAAAGUGAAAGAAAGGAAGGCAGCAAACGCCUAUAUAACCCCCGCCCCGAGGAGCUGCGUGUACACCCGAGUAGUGGGCGUGUACGCGCUGGCGCUGCACCCCAGCGUGGACGUGCUGUGCUCCGGCGGCCGCGACGCCGCAGUGCGGGUGUGGGAUUUGCGCACAAAAAAAAACGUCUUCGUGCUGGCGGGCCACGGGGGCACGGUGAUGGCGCUGCGCGCGCAGUCGCUGCGUCCGCACUUGAUUUCCGCGUCUCAGGACAAAACGGUGCGUUUGUGGGAUCUUGCUGCGGGCAAGUGCGAGGCCACUUUGACAAACCACAAAAAGAGUGUCAGGACAAUCGCGCUGCACCCCACAGAGUACUCCUUCGCCACCUGCGGCGCAGACAAAGUCAAGGCCUGGCGGUGCCCGCUGGGGGCCUUUGAGCGGAACAUCGAUGGCCUCAACUCCAUUCCCAACUGCUGCGCCUUCCGCGACGAGGGCGACAGGUCGUCUUUGGUAGUCGGCAGCAACAACGGGCAGCUGCACUUCUGGGACUGGCGUUCGGGCUACAAGUACCAGACGCUGCAGUCGCGAGUGCAGCCGGGGUCUUUAGAAAGUGAAAAUGGAAUUUUUUGUUGUGCUUUUGACAAGUCCGAGACCAGACUCAUUACGGGGGAGUGCGACAAAACCAUCAAGGUGGGCUCUUCAAAGCAGCAGCAGCAGAAGCAGCAGCAGCAGUAG
Eimeria tenella is the source of this 1158-nucleotide messenger RNA. RefSeq names its product Pleiotropic regulator 1, putative. Gene Ontology annotation, biological process: mRNA splicing, via spliceosome. Bases 1 to 1158 code for a protein of 385 amino acids. The record is from RefSeq and is a predicted model, not a curated record. Gene Ontology annotation, cellular component: catalytic step 2 spliceosome; Prp19 complex; precatalytic spliceosome. Lineage: Eukaryota; Apicomplexa; Conoidasida; Eucoccidiorida; Eimeriidae. The transcript is spliced from 7 exons. Gene Ontology annotation, molecular function: protein binding.